AUGGUUUGCACUUUUGACAUGAACCUGUUCAUCUUCAUGUUGGUUCUCUUGCUUUUCGCUAUCGAAUCUGGUGGCCAACAAAUGUACUCAGGAAACCUCGCUCUGGACUGUGAUAACAGCGAUCAAUCAGGACCUUCUCCUGCAUUUCUCUACACCUGCAAUGGUCUACAACCAUCUUGUGCCUCCUUUCUCAUAUUCAGAACACAACCUCUUUACAACACAAUCAUGACCAUUUCAAAGCUCAUGUCAACAGACCCCAUAGAACUUGCCAGUAUCAACAACAUCACAAAUUCCAACAAAAUUUUGCCACUAAACAAAGAGCUCAUCAUUCCAGUCACUUGUUCGUGUUUGGGUCAGUACUAUCAGGCUAACACAUCUUUUGUUAUUCAUAGUAAUUCUGACACCUAUUUCACUAUUGCAAACUACACAUAUGAAGGUUUAACCACUUGUGAUUCGCUUCAAAGAAGCAACAUCUACGACCAAUAUGACCUGCACCCUGGUCAGAACCUUCAAAUACCACUUAGAUGUGCAUGUCCAACGGUUAGUCAAUCCAUGGUGGGGGUCAAAUAUUUGUUGACAUAUUUGAUUACAUGGAAAGAUUCGAUCCAAAAACUUAGUAAUAGAUUUAAGAUAAGCAGUCAAGAUUUAGCUUUAGCGAACGGCUUUUCUUCUGUGGAAGAAAAAGAGAUUUAUCCAUUUACGACUCUUCUUAUUCCCCUUUCACAUGAACCGUUAAGUUCUCAGACAAGAACACUUGGUCAUAAGCAAAGUCUUUCAAAGAGAUAUGUCAUAGCUGGGACUGUGGGAGGUAUUGCCUUGGCAAUUUUAUCGUUUGUGGGAAUUUUACUGUGGAGAAGAAAUAGAGUGAAUAAGGGGGAGAUAGUCAAAUGGGUGUUGCCUAAAGAUAUUCAACUUGGUAUUGCUAGUGUUGAUCAAAUUCUCAAAAUAUACAGAUUUGAAGAAUUAGAGGAGGCUAGUGACGGUUUUAGCCCCCAGAACAGAUUGAGUGCUUCAGUUUAUAAAGGGAGUCUGAAAGAAAAGAAGGUGGUGAUUAAACAGAUGGGUGCAAAUGCGCCUAAAGAGGUGAAAAUCCUUCAAAAAAUUAACCAUUUUAAUCUUAUAGGUCUAUAUGGCUUUUGUGAGUAUGAUAGAGCUUGCUAUCUUGUUUAUGAAUAUAUGGAGAACGGCUCUUUAAAGGAAUGGCUGCAAGAUAAGGCUUUUCAAGAAAAUCAAACUUGGAACAAUAGGAUUCGUAUUGGUCUAGAUGUUGCUAAGGGUCUCCAAUAUCUCCAUAACUUUGCAAGCCCAGCAUAUGUUCACAAGGACAUAAACAGUAGUAAUAUUCUACUCAGUAAAGAUCUACGAGCCAAGAUUUCUAAAUUUGGUCUUGCAAGGUCAGCAGAAAAGGACCAAAAUGGGAAUUCAUCUAUCAAAUGUCCUUUUGAGUCAAAGGGCUAUCUUGCACCAGAGUAUUUAGAAGACGGAUUCGUGACAACCAAGACUGAUGUUUAUGCCUUUGGAGUUGUUCUCUUGGAACUUAUCACAGGAAGGAAAGCUGUGUAUGAGCAUGAUGAUGAUGGUGAAGAAGUAAUGCUGUCAGAAGUUGUUCUCUCAAGUAUGUGUGAUGAAAAGUAUGCAAAGGAUAAGCUUAAAUACCUUAUUGAUCCUUGUUUACAAGCCAGGCACCCCCUUGGUUUCGUCAUAGAUCAAGAUGAACUAGCCCUACGAUUGAUCAAACUGAGCAUAGCUUGUUUGGAACCUGAACCAGCAAGAAGAUUAAGCAUGAACGAUAUAGUUUCUACUCUUAUGCUGAUUCAAAUGGAUGCACAGAAUUCUGAAGCAAUGUUUACGGCAUAA
Erigeron canadensis is the source of this 1857-nucleotide messenger RNA. Its product is annotated as protein LYK5-like. The record is from RefSeq and is a predicted model, not a curated record. Gene Ontology annotation, biological process: protein phosphorylation. The transcript has a single exon. Lineage: Eukaryota; Viridiplantae; Streptophyta; Magnoliopsida; Asterales; Asteraceae. The coding region runs from base 1 to 1857 and encodes 618 amino acids. Gene Ontology annotation, molecular function: protein kinase activity; ATP binding.